AUGAAAAAGGCCAUGGGGCGUAAAUGCAGUACCGAUAUAGCCGAUUUUGCGGAUCUAUUGGAUGCACGCAACGCUUCUGCCGAUUUCAGGAGGACAAGGAUAUUCAAGUAUCACGACGCAGUGGCGGACAUGAUGCCGGACUAUGGCACAAGCUACAUCAAGCGAUACAUCAUAGACCUAUAUUGCAAGGUGGCCUGCAAGUCGCUCGAUUGCAUCUACAAUAGCGCAUUGUACUAUGUGGAGCCGCAUUUCAGGUAUUCCAACGGCCAGAAGAUAGGCACAGGCAGCGGACUGCUUGGCAAGAUUACAAAGACAGAUUGGCUGGUGGAUUCCGCCUUCUACAAUUACAUCCAAUACUCACUGUACAACCAGAGGUACACCAUCAAGGAUCAGAAGGAGAUCCACAUUAUGACCAAUAACCUGAGCUUUUACCGGGAAUGGGUGCAUACAAUCAACGCACUGAAACAAGGCGACACCACAGUGCAGAGCACGCUGAAAAGCUACCGAAUAUAUGAUAUACAAGCAGAUUACGCCGUAUCAACGGAAGCUCAGGAGGUGACAGCCCCAGAAGACAAGAUUAAAUCUAAAAUAAAUCUUUUGGAUGAUAAGUCCACAAAGUUGUCUGUGCUAGACAAGUCUGCCGUAAAGAAUAUCUUGCCUAAGCUAUCUGAAAUUGAAAAACUUAUGAAGAUGGACAGGCUCGCUGUAAAUCUGGGUGAAAACACGAUGAUAGCCUUAGGCAAUCUAAAAAAAGCUCUCAGGAUUAUCAAUUCACCCAAAAUCACAGCAUACAAGACUGUGGCAUACGAUAUUAAUAGCGUGAUACUGGAGGCAGGCAACGAAAUGGUAUUUAUAAUGGGCUUAUCUGGUGCCAGCAUCAGCUAUAAUCUUGCCAGCGGCAGAAACAUCAAGAAGGCCCACGCAGAAAACCAACUCCUUUGUGAUUUCUAUUAUCAGCUGACAGGCACCAAGAUAGAGGAUAAGACUUUCGAUCCAGACGAGUUCAGAAAUCUCAAUGUAAUGGAUCUCUCGCAGUUUGUAGUUGACGAUGAUUUGCGCCCGGUGAUGAGCUGUAUAGGCUAUCAAUCCGGCUAUGCUAUCGCCUCCGAUGUCCAUAUACUUGUGGCAGUAAAGGAUCAGUAUAUCCCGGAGCGUGAUGGAGAGACAUACAAUAUUUCCGGCUACAAUAUCAAUGAGGGGGGGCGCAACAGAGGCCAUUUCCCUUCUGUUGUGAAUCUGAUGAAAGAGUCUUUCGUUCCUAUGGCUGAGGUGGAUUUCGACAUCAAGCGAAUCCAGAAGGCGAUGGAUAUGGUAAAAGGAAUGUUGUACUCAAUGCAGAAUGUUGGAGUGCAACAUACUAUAAUCAAGCCCUUGUAUUUGAAGAAAGUAUUUUAUUUCCUCAAAUAUUGCACUAACCCCAAGGUAUAUGUCAACCCCAAAGGAUGGCUCUAUAUUACCGACAAGGAGGGCGUUCAUAACCUUAUCCUCACAAAUAUAGAAUGGAAAUCAACUACUCCCUAUGCAGACAGCCGGGAUCUCAAAUUCAAGGUGGCAACUGAUAAUUGGGAUGAGAUAAUUAGCGAAAACUCCGACUUCGACGAUAGGGCCAAGGCCGAGGAGUCUGUGGAGGUUAUCAAGAAAAACUAUGUGAAUAUCAGCCAUAUCUAUGAGAAACUGAUUGCAUUGCAAGCCAAGCUGGCCAUGGUAAAACGAGCAAACAGCGCAUUAAAAGAAAAACUUAUUUCGGAAAACAAAUAUUUCCAAGCCACUACCAUAGGCCGCACCACCAUCUACGGCCUCGGCGCAGUGGGCAGAAACUUGGUAUCUCCCUGCCCGACAAGAUAA
Messenger RNA from Cylicocyclus nassatus, 1845 nucleotides. Lineage: Eukaryota; Metazoa; Nematoda; Chromadorea; Rhabditida; Strongylidae. The record is from the annotation of a GenBank genome assembly.